Molecule: messenger RNA, 1284 nt
Organism: Periophthalmus magnuspinnatus
Lineage: Eukaryota; Metazoa; Chordata; Actinopteri; Gobiiformes; Gobiidae
Gene: hebp2
Product: heme binding protein 2
Exons: 5
Coding region: 97-672 (191 amino acids)
Cellular component (GO): cytoplasm
Source: RefSeq, a predicted model, not a curated record
CGGAAGUGAUGAUAUUAUGAAAACAUCGCGCUGCACGCCCAACUUCAUCUCGUAACCAGCGACUGUGCCAGGCCUACAGGUGACAUCUCUUGAGACAUGCUUAAGGCAGUGGGACAGGUUUUAUUCUCGAGUGGGCUGCAAAAUCCCAAGUUCACAGCUGCAGAGAAGCAGGGACAGGACUAUGAAACCCGUACGUAUCAUGCCACCAAGUGGGUUAGCACCUCCUUAACCGGGAUGGACUGGGACGCAGCCAUGGGCACUGGUUUUCGGAGACUUUUCAAAUACAUUGGAGGCACCAACCAGAACAAGGUGAAGGUGGAGAUGACAGCUCCGGUGUCCUGUUUUGUGGAGCCUGGAGAGGGGCCGACCUGUGAGUCUAAGUUCACUGUGUCAUUCUACAUCCCAGAAGAGCACCAAGCCACGCCCCCUGAGCCAACUGACCCCGACGUGUUCAUUGAGCACAGGAAGGAGUUCACUGCUUAUGUCAGAACCCAUGGAGGUUUUUCCAAUGAGCAAAUGAAGCGUGAUGAGCUCCUGAAGCUGGUGGAGAGCCUGAAGAGAGAUGGGGUGGAGUUUGUGGACCAGCCGUUUUAUGUGGCAGGUUAUGACAGUCCAUUCAAACUGACCAACCGCAGAAAUGAGGUCUGGAUCCUUCAAAAGAAGCCUGAGUAAUAAGAUUAACAAAAACAAAAAGUGUGCACUAAAUAAUUGUAUAAUAAUUACUUGAAAUUUUCUUUAAACUGUGUGUAAAGGGAUAUUACUUGAGUUACUUAAAUAAUCAUGAUUCCAGUUUACAAGGUCACACUAAGCAAUGAUAUGUAGCAUGUUUACUGUAAACAUUUACAUUAAGUUACUGCUACAAUGAGGAAACAAUACCUUAAAAGAAAACACAAGUGCUAUACUGUUGAACGUCUGUGUGCGGGAAACAACCACAAGUGCCCUUAUGUUACUGCAACAUCAUUAUUUUGUUGUUUUACCAUAUUACAGGUUUGCCUAUAAUAUAUAGAGAAAGAAAAUUACUGAAUUAAGCUCCUGUCAGGGCCUUUUGGUACCAUCAGGUUUGUUACUGUAUGAUUGACAUAUUGACAUUUAUAAUAACAAAAAAAUAUAUAUAUAUACAAAUUAUUCUUUUAUUCUUCUUAUCCACAGCAUUUUAAAAUCUCAGUUUUUUAUAUUACAUUCUUAACAUUUGUGAUUUGUGUCUGAAGGGAAAAAUCACUAUGAUGGAUUUUUGAAAGAAUAACAUAAGUGUAUUUAUAAUACCUAAUAAAUCCUUAUCAGUAC